This is a messenger RNA of Limulus polyphemus (Atlantic horseshoe crab), 3841 nucleotides long. Its product is annotated as protein angel homolog 2-like. Bases 318 to 1484 code for a protein of 388 amino acids. NCBI's taxonomy places the organism in Eukaryota, Metazoa, Arthropoda, Merostomata, Xiphosura, Limulidae. The record is from RefSeq and is a predicted model, not a curated record. The transcript has 5 exons. Gene Ontology annotation, molecular function: 3'-5'-RNA exonuclease activity.
UAAACCAGACAGUGGAUUGUUUUUUAUAAAUAAUAUUAAGAUGGUGACCUUGUAAAGACUAACUGUAAAGGUUUAGAUAACAUAAGCAAAUACUGUUUUACGAAUAAGGCCUGAUAACUCAAGUCAUUAUUAUUAAUCACUCCAAAAAGUGGUAUUGGUGAUUUCUUUAAACUGUGUGUUCUGUUAAGAAUGUCAGCAAGUGGGUGGUCUACUCGUCGAAGUGCAGCUUCCAAACAGUGUCACACCACCUCUUUGUGUGAUUCUAACUCAAGAUCAGGCCAUGCAAAAGGAGCAAGAAAAAACAAAAAGAUUCUUUUAUGAGUAUGGAUGACUUGUUUACAGCUGUAAACGUAUGUCGUACCUGGACGCUCACUAGCUAUGGAAAGGACAACAAACAGAAUUAUGAUGAUGGUAUGCUCUUUACAGUGAUGAGCUACAACAUUCUUGCUCAGGACUUGCUGGAGAGCAACAUGUUUCUCUACGAGCAUUGCUCACCUGAAUGUCUAACCUGGGAGUAUAGGAAGAAUAACUUAUUGAAAGAAAUAAGAAAAGCUGCAGUUGAUGUUAUAUGCUUCCAAGAAGUCCAGGUUAAUCACUAUCACAUGUUCUGGAAACCUCAGCUAAUGAGAAAUGGUUAUCAAGGUGUUUUCAAGAAACGAACAGAAGGCAAAACAGAUGGAUGUGCAAUUUUUUUUAAAACAAAGUUAUUUUCCAUCGAAAAGUGUAUACCGGUCGAAUUCUACAAGCCACGUAUUUCAAAACUUCUGGACAAAGAUAAUAUUGGAUUAAUUGUGGUACUUCGACCAGUGAUUGGAGUAAGUAGCGACUACUCUGGGAGUUUAGUCAUCGCUAAUACACAUUUAUUGUACAAUCCUGUACGCGGAGACAUUAAACUUGCCCAGUUGUGUCUAUUUUUGUCUGAAAUUGAUAAGGCUGCAUACCGUGGGCUCAGUAAACGCUCCAAACGCCCAAUGUACAAUCCUAUAAUUUUCUGCGGAGACUUAAAUCUUAUUCCUAAUUCUCCACUGUACACGUUAAUUGUUAAAGGAGAGCUUUGGUUCAAUGGCCUCUUAGCAGGAGAUAUGUCGGGCCAAGAAUUUGGAGCCGGGAAAGGAAGACGCCUUGGAUCUAUAAAUUUACCUGGUCCUGAUGAGAGUACACCUGAAAAAGCUUGUCAUUUGUUAAAUUUGUUAUCUGUUUACAACUAUGAAAGCCCCGAGGAAGAAAAGAAAGUUACAACCUUUAAUAAUAAUAAUACCAGCCAAUCCGUCGAUUUUAUCUUCUAUUCCGUUGAAGAUAAACUGAGCAUAUUGCAUAAAGGUAAGGUCUAUCACGAGCACGCUAAUGAAAAGUCUUUGAAACUUAUUGCACACUACAAUCUGCUGACUCAUCAGCAGCUGAAAAGCACUGGAGGUUUACCUAAUUUCCAAAACUCUUCGGAUCACUUGCCUCUCCUAGCUAAAUUUUUACUUCGAGAUUUAUAAGCUUGUGAAAACAAACACAAAUAAAGCCGUUAAAUAACUGUUGCUGAAAAUAUGAAAAUAAGUAUCACACUAGAUACGUAAUCCUUGCCACACUGAAGACACUAGUAAAAUGUGUGAGGAAAUCUGAUCUAAGCAAUGGUUGUCGUGCUCUAAAAAACCGUGUAUCCCAGAUUUAUAUAUAUAUGUUAGUUCAUUAUAAACAUAUUUAAAUUGAAUUGGAUAUAGAUAUUGUUUAGAAAAGCAAGUUUUAAAAUUAGAAAUACAAGAACAGGAAACCUUAGGAUCGUUUUCCAUAACAUUGUCUUCUCUGAAAUGGAAAUUUUAUUUUGUAUUUGAUGCGUAUGCUGCAUCAAUUGGAACUUUAAAACAGUUCAUCAAACGAUACAUCUACAUUUUGUAUAUUUUAGGCAUGUUUUACUGAAGAAACUAAGGAUUCUUAGUUUUAUUCGUUUACAAACCCAAUUAAAAACAAAACAUUUACAUUAAUUUCGCACAUCCAUAAAACUCAAUAAAUCAGUUUUAAGAUAAGUCAAAACUAUAUUUUUAGAAUAUUUUUAACUCAUAAAAAAUGUAAUGUAAAAAAUAUGUUUCACCAUAUCUUUCAGCCGUAUACGGAGCAAAUCAGGCUCAUUGUACUAGUUUUAGAAACAAAGGGAACAAAUAAUUUAGAUAUUUAUAUUUCAAAGCCAAUUUAAUUAUAUUUGUUAAGCUAAUUAUAUAAAAAAUUGCAUGUUAGGAAAUUGAAUACAAACGUACAAAGAACUUACAGUUUGACGUGUAAAGGCUCAGCAGGCCCUUGUUAGGUUAGAAAGUAGCAGACUUUCUCGUGCCCGUAAAAGCUGCUCGUCAUCAGCUCUACUUCCCUUACCAAAGUCAUCAUUAGAAACCUCACAAUUACACACAGAGUUCGCGUGUUUUUCCAACAGUGGAAGAAGUCCAGAGCUACAGAGGUUGAGUAUGUCCAAAAUUAAAGUCGCUCCACUCUGUACUUUUUAUUUACUAGCCAAAAUUGUCGUUUCCUGUAGAAAAAAAACCUAAACUCUCAAAUGUACGUAAGAUUUGGAUAAAAACCCUAUUUUUGCCAUAUAAUUUUGUUAAGAUAUGUUUGGUGUUGACGAAGUGAAACUGAUAUUUAGUAAUUCCUUAGAAAAAGUCCAAUUCAAACUGUAAUUUACUUCGUGCAAAAAUAAGUAGCGUGUUUAAGAUAUAAAAGUCAACAUAAUGAAAAGGUUGAAUACAAUUUUGAAGCUUACCAAUUCGUUACAAUCCAUAUCGCUACGUCCAAACAUGCUCUGUCUGAAGAACGUUCAUCUUGACAACAGCAUAGUUUUCAUUACAAAGUUCCGUCGGAAGGCUAUCAUGUCCAAAACACACUCUUUCCCGUACUCUAUCUAAUGUAGGAGGACGAUGGGUUUUCAGCGCCCGUUUCAACGGUAAAAUCACACAAAAUUUCAUAGCCGCUGCGUCUAGCGAAUCGACAGAUAUGUCUUCAUAUGAAAUAUCAUGCGACUGUUGAGCAAAUAUGUCAUGGAAGCAAUUUGUGUACACGUGACUCGUGUCGUUUGCCAGACCCUUCUUGAUUAUGUUGUCUGGGGAACGCGGACAGCCUUUGCUACUGUGCUUGUGGAUUCUUAUCUGUUACAAGACUUUGAUUAUAGAGCUAGAGUAUAAUUUGUUGCAGUUCCAUUUGUUGAGCCAUAUUCCUUUUUGUUUUCCAGUGCCGUUAAAAACAAGGAUAUUCACGUCUUGGAAAUGCUAAAUUUCCAAUCCGUUGGAAAGGGGGCUGUUUUGCACUCUUUCCAAAAACGAUCAGGAACAUCACACUACCUACGUAAUACCAAACAAUGUCACAAUGUAGUUCUGGUACAUGUCGUUUUACACCGACUUUCUAUCGGCUAUAGUUGUCACAAGAAUUGCUGAUUGAAAUUGUUUUAGUAGAACUUACUCAAUAAAUAACAACAAACGAUGCUGUUUGUAGCUAUACAUAAGUCUAAAAUAGAUAUCUAGCAUUCGUAUGAUGAAAAUAAUUAAGAUUUAGUAACCUUAUCAAAACAGAUUAACAAAAAUAAUUCAAUUGAAAACAGUGUUUGGAUUUAUUUGUUUAUGAGAGCAGCACGAUUAGAAUUGAAAUGUUUGAUAGGGCAGAACUGAUGGAACAUACAUUUGUAACUCCAAUUACAGCUUUCAUUAUUUUAAACAGCAAGAUUUUCUAUUAUCAAGUAAUUAGCUAUUGAAAAAAAAUCGAAAAAUCUGUCAAUUGACAAGAAAAUGUUUGAUAAUAAAUGUUUUGCAUGAAAUAUUUCUUUGUGACUAUUGUUAAACUCAAAUAAAAUAUUCGUAAUUUGCACUUGCAUGGA